UGUUCGUCGCCCCGUCAGAGCUCCGCAACAUGUGCGUGUUUUCCAGGUUUCGUCUCUGGAGUCGUGGCUUUCCCUGCGCGCCAUGAACGUCACAUGGGGCCUGCUGACCGCCCUGAGUCUGCUGAGCGGCUCGGAGUCCUGGUGCUCCCCCACCACCUACUACCAGAACUGCUGGAUCCGGAGGUUCCCCGGGAUCUCCAUCGACCUGGAGGAGUCCCAGAGGAGAGGAGCGCAGCUGCUCAACUUCUACCAGGAGGAGACGGCGCUGAAAUGCAGCCGCACCUGCUGUCUGACCAAGAACUUUUCCUGCAAUCUGGCCGCCUUUCAGUACGAAACCACUCCAGAGAACCAGAACUGCUUCCAUCUGCACUGUCCCACGCUGGAGAGCUGCAUCCUGACGCACAGAGGCAACGUUGUUCUCUAUAACAUCACAAAGGGUGCAGAUCCGGAUCUGUUGGUGUUUGGAAAAUACUUCUCAUCAACUGUCCGUGUGUUACCCCAUCACUACACCCGGAUCAACGCCUCGGACGCCUUGCCUUCAGACAAACGCCAGUUCAUUCACCCCGCUCCUGCGGUGCUGCCGCCGACCUCUGCAGCCACGGUUCAGCCGUCUCCCUCAGCAGCCAUGCACGCCGGCACGGCCAAGGAAGACGCCACAACAGUUACUUCAACGGAAAAGACUCCAGCGACCUUAGGAAGGUGUGCUCAAACGACACGAGUCACAUCCGCUUCACCCUCUAUGUCAAACACGGUAACCUCCAGACUCCACCCGGAGACGUCUCCAGACUCCACAACAAUUACCCAAGCUCCCACUUCCACCCCUUCCCAUCGUUCCACCCUCACUCCCCCUCUGGUGACCAGCAGCCCCUCCACUUCUUUAGUUCUUACUCCCGGCUCUCAGGAUGCUAACGACACAACGGGCCGCCCGCACGGGAACCACACUGCAGGCGGCGAGGACGACCAGGGCGGGGAGGACGAGGAUGCGGAGCUCGGACCUGGAUGGCACAUGGCCGCUCACACUCUGCUGGUGGCGGUGGUCGUCUGUGUCACGGUGCUGCUGAGCUGCUGCUGCUCCAUUCUGCUGCUGGUGAGCUGGAAAGGUCAGAAGAAGAGGAUGGGCCGCUACCGCACGUCCUGGAGAGGGAAGAAAGGCUCCAUGCGCCUCAUCAAAUACGUGCUGGUCCGAGAGAGCUCCUGAGGGGGGAAACGGGCCCAAAAACAGAAGGACUUCUGGGUUUGAAAGAUUCAUCAAAUUGAUUUUCACUUAAAAAAAUCCAAUAACAGUUCAGAAGAGAAUUGUUCUACAUCUGAGAGGAUCUGACUCUACCAGAUCAGAGCAGACUUCACACACAACCGGAUGGUGGAAAACUGGGCAGAUAUAGAACUCAUCCAACUAGAAAAGAGUUUCACUAAAUUCAGUAAUAUUACUCUGAAGCUAUGAUCAUCAAGUCUUUCAUGAAUGGGAAUAGAGCUGGGAAAGAGAACCCGGAAUAAGAAUUACGAAAAUUGCACCCCUUUUAUAUUUUGGACCUAAACUCUUCCAUCUGUAAGUGGUGGAAAAAGAAGAGGAAGCCCCUCCCUGCUUGUCCAGUGUGAACACCACACGUUUAAGAGUGUUUUUGAAGUUGUGAGUACAUAGCUUGAGGGUGACGUACUUUUUAUACCAUGAGGGAGAAAACUGCUUUACUCUGAGGACAAUUUUACAGAAGAUCUGAUACUAUUUCUAAACUCAUUUUAUUUACACGAGAGGCCAUGGAACCCUGGGGGACCUGACAUUUUAAUGAGACUGCAAAACAAAUGAGCUGUUUUUACUCCAAACUUGUUGAUUUAUUCAACCUCCACGCUGCUAAACUUUAAUAAACAUUAGCCACUUGUCUGAUUACAAUUGAACUGUUUUCCUCGUGGUUUCAUCAUUAAACUGCUGGAUUACCAGAGAAAUCAAAUGUGGAGCAGAGAUUGAAACAGUAGAAGUGUUAAAUAACCUGCU
Messenger RNA from Oryzias melastigma (Indian medaka), 1987 nucleotides. RefSeq names its product MANSC domain-containing protein 4. Lineage: Eukaryota; Metazoa; Chordata; Actinopteri; Beloniformes; Adrianichthyidae. The coding region runs from base 83 to 1198 and encodes 371 amino acids. The record is from RefSeq and is a predicted model, not a curated record. The transcript is spliced from 3 exons.